UCACUGACUCUCAGCAGCGGCGCGUGAACAGGUGAACAUGAGUGCUUCAGUCGCCUCUGACAGCGGACGCGUGCUCGUGGAUGGAGGGAAAUACGCCUGUCACCGUUUGAUGUGAUUUUAUUUCUUUAAAUGAUGAAGGUGUCUACUUCCGUGGAGUGUUGGACAGUUUUCAGCUCACACGCUUUUGUUUUUUUUUUUCGAAGUCAACUAAUUCAUCAACUAGCUUGAAUUUUUAGCAUUUGUGCCUGCUGUCUCUAUUAUUUAAAAUGGCUUUUGCUAAAUUCAGCAAGAUCCUCCGACUUCCUACGAUUGAAGUGAAGAAGAAAACCAAACAAUAUGAGCACGUUCAUCGGGAUGUUAAUCCAAACGACAUUUGGGAAAUUAUCGGGGAACUGGGCGAUGGCGCUUUCGGGAAAGUUUAUAAGGCCCAGAAUAAAGAAACCGGUGCUCUAGCUGCAGCCAAAGUCAUCGAAACCAAAAGUGAAGAGGAGCUGGAGGACUACAUGGUGGAGAUCGACAUCUUAGCGUCCUGCAACCAUCAGUACAUCGUCAAACUGCUCGAUGCCUUCUUCUACGACAACAAACUGUCGAUAAUGAUCGAGUUUUGCCCUGGAGGUGCAGUCGAUGCCACCAUGUUAGAGCUGGACAGGGGUCUUGAAGAGCCUCAGAUCCGGGUGAUCUGUAAACAAAUGCUGCAGGCUCUUCAGUAUCUCCACAGCAUGAAGAUCAUCCACAGAGACCUGAAGGCUGGAAACAUUCUCCUCACACUGGAAGGAGACAUCAAGCUAGCGGAUUUUGGAGUUUCUGCAAAAAACACCAAAACUCUUCAACGACGAGACUCUUUUAUCGGGACGCCAUAUUGGAUGGCUCCAGAGGUGGUGAUGUGCGAGACCAUGAAGGACGCUCCAUACGACUACAAAGCUGACAUCUGGUCGCUGGGCAUCACGCUGAUCGAGCUGGCUCAGAUAGAGCCGCCACACCACGAGCUGAACCCCAUGAGGGUCCUGCUAAAAAUCGCCAAGUCUGAGCCUCCCUCCCUGGAGCAACCUGCCAAGUGGUCGAUGGAAUUUAAGGAUUUCCUGAAAAUAGCUUUGGACAGAAACCCUGAGACGAGGCCAACGUCUGCUCAGCUUCUAGAACAUCCUUUCGUGAGUUCGGUGAAGACCAACCGUCCGCUGAGAGAACUGGUGGCCGAGGCCAAAGCCGAGGUGAUGGAAGAGAUCGAGGACAAUCACGAAGAAGCAGAAGACGAGGACCCUGCUGACCUCUCAUCUGCCCCCAUCAAAGACCCAUCAGAAACCAGUGAGACCAGUUUAUACGGGGACCAAAACCUCAAUGAAGCUUCAGUGGAGCUUGAGGAGGAUCCCAGGACUUCUGAGUCCACCGAAACUCCUUUGAAAGAGCAGGACGAUCUCAGCGACAAGUUUCCAGAGGAGGACCACGACAAACCUGAGAGUGAGGCGUCAGGCAAGACCUCCAGCUCUGACUCCGGCAUCGAGGAUGGAAAAAGCACGCCCACCUCCGAAGAGGACCCCAAAGCGGUCGAGAGCUCAGAACCAGAGCUACCUUCGCUGAGAACAGCAGAACCUUCAGAGUCUUCCUCAGAAACCACGGAGCAGCCCUCGGAGAAACCGGAGGAACCGGAGAAGGAAGAAGCUCACGGCGCAAGGGAAGUGCCUAGCCAGCAGCCGCAUGCCAUUCUGAACCGAACCGAGUCCAAAGAGCCGACCAAUCGCAUGUCUGGGAUGAGCGACAGAUCCUCACUGGCUGCUGAGGAUGUGGAAAGGUUAUCGAAUGGCAGGCUAUCAAAACGAUACUCUGAUGUGACGAGUGAGAACAUGGACAUCAGCCUGAACCUGUCGAGUGAUAUGUCCGUCAACAAAGACUUGGGCACCAUCUCUUUACGGGACAACAAGAAGACGCUCAAACGCACGCGUAAGUUCCUGGUGGACGGUGUGGAGUUGAGCGUCACCACCUCCAAAAUCAUCACUGACGAUGAGAAGAAGGAUGAAGAAAUGAGGUUCCUCAGGCGCCAGGAGCUUCGGGAUCUGCGUCUGCUGCAGAAAGAGCAACACCGCGCUCUGGCUUUGCUCAAUCUGAAGCUGAAAGAGCAGCGGGAGCAGAUACAGCGCAGGUUCGACCAGGAGUUGAAUGCCAAGAGGAAAUACUACGACACGGAGCUGGAGACGCUGGAGAAACAGCAGAAACAGACCAUCGAGAAAAUGGAGACGGAUCACACCGUACGACUGCGGGACGAGGGCAAACGCAUCCGCGCCGAGCAAGAGAGAGCCUACAACAAGUUCCUGGAUCAGAUGAAACACCACAAGAAAGAGGUCAAACAAGAAGUGGAGAAACUGCCCAGGAGUCAGAGGAAAGAAAGCAUGAAGAUCAAAAUGAACAACUUCCAGCAGGUGAAAUCAGACAAGGAAGAGAAGUUCCUGGCAGAUCAGAGAGAUUAUCUGGACUCGACUCUGAAGAGCAUCAUCGCUCAAAACAAGCGGGAAAUCUCCGAGACGGAGCGUCAGUGUCUCAUCAAAAAACAGACUCUGCUCCGAGAUCGAGAAGCCACUCUCUGGGACCUGGAGGAGAAGAGCUUGCACGAGAGACACCAGCUCCUCAAACAGCAGCUGAAGGACCAGUACUUUCUGCAGAGACACCAGCUCCUCAAGAAACACGAGAAGGAGCAGGAGCAGAUGCAGUGCUAUAACCAGCGUAUGAUCGAGCUCCUCAAGGCCCGACAGCAACAGGAGAAGAACAGGCUGCCCAAGAUCCAGCGCAGCGAGGCCAAAACACGCAUGGCCAUGUUCAAGAAGAGCCUGAGGAUCACCUCCAACGGAAGCUCCUCAGAUGACCGCGAGAAGAUCAAGCAGUUCUCCAGGCAGGAGGAGAGGAGGCAGAAGGCCGAGCGAUUGCACCAGCAGCAGAAACACGAGAACCAGAUGAAAGCGAAGAUCAGCGAGUGCGAGGGGAACACCAGAGAACUGCAGCAGCUGCAGAAUGAGAAAUGUCACCUGCUGAUUGAAAACGAGACGCAGCGUCUGAAGUCUCUGGACGAGCAGCACAACCAGCAGCUGAAGGAGUGGAGGGAGCGCCUCAAGCCCAGGAAGCAGGUUCUGGAGGAAGAACUGAACCUGAGGAAGAAAGAGCAGGAACUUUUCUUCAAGAUGAGUGAAGAUUCCCAGUGUCAGAACAUCGGCUCACCAAACAAACUCACAAAGUUUGUCCCGUACGUCGAUUCGUCCACCACAUGAGCCAAGCUUUUGAUUUUUCUGGAGGCACAGUCAGAUUUCUCUGUAGAUGCACAAGAGUCAGUUUAAAUCACAUCACGCUGAAGCCAAAGAAACAUUCAACUAAUACUGAGAACACCGAUACUGACAGAUACAGCAUCUCUUUACAGUACACCACAUUCAGCUUCAUUCAUUUAAUAGUGACCGACAGAGAUGAAAGUGUAUUGAUGCAUUCAUUUAAACGCAGGGAUUUUAUUCUGGUGAGUAAGAAACGUUGAACUGCGUCACUAGAACAACUCGUUUCUGACAGACUCGCUCGCCUUAGUUUAUUGAAGAGCUACUGUUGUCAUUUUAUCUUCAAGCUAGCAAAAAUUGCAUUGCCAAAUAUAUUGUACAAACCUUGCAUAUUCUUAUAUAUAUUUGUAUUUUUUUCUAUGAUCAUUUAAUAUAUAUAUAUAUAUAUAUAUAUAAGUUGCAACUUAUCACUUUUCUUUUAUAACCAGUUUCCUAAAUGUUUAAAUGCUGAAAAAAAGGAAUUUGUUUUAAUUUUUUGAACUGCCGAACAAGUUUUUCUUUACUAAAGUGAAAGUGUACAUUUUAAUUGGUACAUUAAGUUAUCUUAUCGAAUGUUUUUGUCGUUUUAUGUUUUAGACAGCAACUAAUUUGCCACUUUUAUUAUUCUGCGAUGUUCACCGAAAUGUGAGUUAUUGACUGUCAGUGGCACAUUUACUGUAAAUGCAUCACACUGGACGAGACGAAAGUGAUGAAAGUUCACGGCUUCAGAAAUGUUUACGCACGAGUUUAUUGUUGAUCACUUGUUAUAUGUUGCUGUCUAAAGCACUGUCACCUAACCAAAGUGUGCAAUAUGUUGUUGUGUUCUGAUUUUAUACACGUGGUAUUUUACAACAGCUUCCAUUCUUUAGCCAUUUGAAGGAUUGAAUACCUGAAGGUACGAGGAUUUUACUUUUUUUUUUUUUUUUUUAAUGUCUGGAGCUCAAUGUUGAUCGUUGCUUUCGGAGUCUGUAACUCUGUGUAACCAAAGGUUCAGUGUGGAUGAUGUACCAAACUGUUGUCCUACCCAAGUAUCUAUAAUAAAUGAGAUGUUUAUUAUUCAUCCUUA
Molecule: messenger RNA, 4347 nt
Organism: Onychostoma macrolepis
Lineage: Eukaryota; Metazoa; Chordata; Actinopteri; Cypriniformes; Cyprinidae
Gene: stk10
Product: serine/threonine kinase 10
Exons: 19
Coding region: 267-3251 (994 amino acids)
Biological process (GO): protein phosphorylation
Molecular function (GO): protein serine/threonine kinase activity; ATP binding
Source: RefSeq, a predicted model, not a curated record